AUGAAUAUCUUAAAUCUUCUCCUUUUUGUAUAUAAAGCCAUUUCAUAUGUCCUUAAAUACUUGCUAUGGUCUGCUUAUUCAAAACCACGAUUAUUUCUUAGUGCUUUAGGAUUAACUGGUUUAUGGAUCGCACUUAUUAAACAACAGUUAAUGAAAUCACCAUUAGAUCCAUUGGUUCAUAUAACUCCAAAUGUAUUAGAUGAAGUGAAAGAACUAUACGUUCCAGAAAUGCCUAUUAUGGUCGAAAAUGGUUUGGCAUGUCGAUAUCUUGCUAUAACAAUUAGAAAUAUGGAUCAAAUUGAUCAAAAUCUUCGAAAUAAAAUUUCGGAAUCAUUAAAUUCAUUGGAUAUUCGUGUAAAUGAAGCUACUAAAAUAUAUGCAGAUUUUAGACAUGAAGCUAUAAUUUUUUCACGAACAGUUUUUGAUAGAAUGAAUGCAAUAGAUGAACAAUUGGCAAAGAAUGAGAAAAGUGAAAAAGCUACUGAAAUUAUACAAAAACAUCUCGAUGUAAUUAAAAAACGAAUUCCUACUUUUAAAGCAGCGUUAACUAAAGCAAUUAAAAAAACGUAUGAAAUUACAACUACAGCAAAGGAUGCUCAUUUGGUUUUAGAUGAUGGAAAAACAAGUGCGAUACGACAUGAUAAUUCAUUAUAUCAACGACUUUUACGUUUUAUUAAUAGUGAAGAAGAGAUAACUCGUAUAAAAGAUCAAUUAGAAGAAAUUGAUGAAGUUAUCACAUAUAUUAAAGAUUUACAAAAUGAUUUGGAAUUUUUUGAUAAAAUUAUUGAUGACUACCGUAUAAAAAGUCAAGAAGUUGAGGUACAACUUGAAGAGAAUAUAAAUCAUGCAGAAAUAGAUAAAAUUUCUUUAAGAGAUCUUAAAUAUAGUGUUGAUGAUUUGAAUAUGCCACAUUCAAAACUUCCUAAUAGAAAUAAUAAAGAUUGUAUUAGUUUUAAUAUAAAGUUUUCUACUGUUACAAAAAAGUUGAUAAUGAUUCGAAUUUGGUCAUCGAAACGGACAGUUCAUUCUUUAGUAUUUGUUUUCUCAGAUGAGACAAGCCAAGUUGUAGGUACUCCAAAUAAAGGCCAUCUUACAGAUUUUCUAUGGGUUGAUGGUGAAUAUAUUACGGAGCUAUCAUAUAUAAAGGGAAAGUACAUUAAUGGUAUCGAAAUUAAAACUAAUGGUGGUCGUAGCACAGGAUGGCAAGGCUCUCGUAGUGGUCGAAAGGAACGAAUUGUUCCAGGAUUUUUUAGUAAUUGGUUUUCAAGUUGGCAGGGAUUAUAUGGAACUUUUUCAGAAGGAAUAUGUAGUGUUAUGCCACUUUCAGUAAACAUAUUUUCCUUUUUUUGA
Messenger RNA from Dentiscutata heterogama, 1350 nucleotides. NCBI's taxonomy places the organism in Eukaryota, Fungi, Glomeromycota, Glomeromycetes, Diversisporales, Gigasporaceae. The record is from the annotation of a GenBank genome assembly.